AUUCGUGGAAUAAAUUGAUUACCUUAAAAACCACCUUGCACUAUCUUCAUUGAUGUUUCAAAGGGUCAACAUGGAGAAGACUCAUGCUUCAGUUUAGAAGUUCUUGAACCCAAAUCUUUAUUUCAAGAACUGGGGUUUUGAGUUCUUGAUAACAUAGUACAUAGUAUUGUGUUUCUAGUUAGUUCAACAUGGACGGUAGUAAUCUUUACAACUUGAGUAACAGUGUGAGGAACAGCAGGAACAGCAGGAGUACUAGAGAGAGAGCAGGGAGUUUGAGAUCAAGCAGUUCUGCAAUAUGGAGGAGCAGUGGGAUGGAAGUGUUUUCAAAGUCUGCAAGAGAUGAAGAUGAUGAAGAGGCUUUGAAGUGGGCUUCUCUUGAGAAGCUGCCUACUUUUGAUAGGUUGAGAAAAGGCUUGCUUCUUGGUUCUCAAGGGGCUGGGGCCAGUGAGAUUGAUAUUGAUAAUCUUGGAACUGAAGAGAGGAAGAAGAUUCUGGAGAGGCUUGUUAAUGUUGCUGAAGAAGAUAAUGAGAAGUUCUUGUUGAAGCUCAGGGAUCGAGUUGACAGGGUUGGAAUUGAUUUGCCACUCAUAGAAGUGAGAUUUGAGAAUUUGAAAAUUGAUGCAGAAGCUCAUGUUGGAAGCAGGGCUUUGCCUUCUUUUCUCAACUUCAAUAUUAGUAUAGUGGAGGGGUUGUUGGAUACUCUUCAUUUACUACCAAACAGAAAGCAGCGGUUAACUAUACUUGAUGAUGUUAGCGGAAUCCUCAGGCCUUGCAGGAUGACAUUGCUUCUAGGUCCGCCAAGUUCCGGAAAGACCACAUUAUUGCUGGCUUUGGCUGGGAAGCUUGAUCCUACCUUAAAAUUUUCUGGAAGGGUGACUUACAAUGGCCACGAAAUGACUGAAUUUGUGCCUAAGAGAACGGCUGCCUAUAUCAGCCAACAUGAUCUCCAUAUAGGAGAAAUGACUGUCAGAGAAACUUUGGCAUUUUCUGCAAGAUGCCAGGGGGUUGGAUCACGCUAUGAAAUGUUGGCAGAACUGUCAAGAAGAGAGAAAGAUGCAAACAUCAAACCAGAUCCUGAUGUCGAUAUCUACAUGAAGGCUGCUGCAACGGAAGGUCAAGAGGCCAGUGUUGUCACAGAUUAUGUUUUGAAGGUUUUGGGACUUGACGUGUGUGCUGACACUAUGGUUGGAGACCAAAUGAUUAGGGGAAUAUCUGGAGGACAAAGAAAGCGUGUUACGACAGGUGAGAUGUUGGUUGGACCAUCAAAGGCACUUUUUAUGGAUGAGAUAUCCACUGGUUUGGACAGUUCUACCACUUAUCAAAUCGUGAAAGCACUCCGCCACAGCGUCCACAUUCUCCAAGGAACUGCUCUCAUUUCCCUCCUGCAGCCCGCCCCUGAAACAUAUGAUUUGUUUGAUGAUAUUAUUCUCAUAUCUGAUGGCCAGAUUGUGUAUCAAGGUCCUCGUGAAAAUGUACUGGAGUUUUUCGAAUCCAUGGGCUUCAAAUGUCCAGAAAGAAAAGGUGUGGCAGACUUCCUGCAAGAGGUUACAUCAAAGAAAGAUCAGAAACAGUAUUGGCUACGCAAAGACGAGCCGUACAGAUUUAUCACAGCCAUAGAAUUCUCUGAGGCUUACCAAUCAUUCCAUGUUGGGCGUCGAUUAGGAGAAGAUCUUGCAACACCAUAUGACAAGAACAAAAGUCAUCCAGCUGCUUUGACAACUGAUAAGUAUGGAGUUGGUAAGACAGAACUCUUGAAAGCUGUUACUGCGAGGGAGAUUUUGCUUAUGAAGAGGAACUCAUUCGUAUACGUAUUCAAAGUGUUCCAACUUACAACAAUGGCCAUUAUUACCAUGACACUGUUCCUAAGAACUGAGUUGCACCAAAAUUCGGUCACUGAUGGAGGGAUAUAUAUGGGCGCCCUAUUUUUUGGUGUGGUUAUGCUUAUGUUUAAUGGAUUAGCAGAGCUUGCAAUGACAAUAGCGAAGCUUCCAGUCUUUUACAAGCAAAGGGAUCUUCUCUUCUAUCCAACAUGGUCAUAUUCUCUUCCAGUGUGGAUCAUCAAGAUCCCCAUCACAUUUAUAGAAGUUGCUGUUUGGGUUGUCCUCACAUAUUAUGUUAUUGGAUUUGAUCCAAAUGUUGGAAGGUUUGUUAAGCAGUACAUAGUACUUCUACUCAUCAACCAGAUGGCUUCUGCACUAUUUCGACUUAUGGCAGCACUGGGAAGGAACAUGAUUCUUGCGUUCACAUUUGGAGGUUUCGCGUUGCUUGUACUUUUUGCAUUAGGUGGCUUUGUAUUAGCACGAGACGACGUAGCAAAGUGGUGGUUAUGGGGUUAUUAUUCAUCACCCAUGAUGUAUGGGAUGAACGCAAUUGCUGUUAAUGAAUUCCUUGGGCAUCAAUGGCACAAACUAGUUGAAGAUGGAUCUGAGACCAUAGGAGUUGCAAUUUUAAAGUCGCGAGGUUUCUUCCCAUAUGCUUACUGGUAUUGGAUUGGUGUUGGGGCAUUGAUUGGCUUCGUUUUGCUUCUCAACUUUGCAGUCGCAAUAGCACUUACGUAUCUUGACCCUCUGGGGAAGCCUCAAGCUGUUAUACCAGACAAAGAUUCUGCAGAAGCCAUUGAGUUGGCAUCCCGAGGAGGAACCAGUGCAGAGGCCAAUGAGAACAAGAAAAAAGGGAUGAUUCUUCCCUUUGAACCACAUUCCAUAACAUUUGAUGAGGUUAUGUACUCCGUUGACAUGCCACCGGAAAUGAAAGAGCAAGGCGUUGUUGAAGAUAAAUUGUUGCUUCUGAAGGGUGUGAGUGGAGCGUUUAGGCCAGGUGUUCUCACUGCUCUAAUGGGUGUCAGUGGUGCUGGUAAAACUACUUUGAUGGAUGUGCUUGCAGGUCGAAAAACUGGCGGUUACAUUGAGGGUAACAUUACAAUAUCCGGUUUUCCAAAGAAGCAGGAAACUUUUGCACGGAUAGCUGGAUAUUGUGAGCAGAAUGAUAUCCACUCACCUCAUGUUACUGUCUAUGAGUCACUAAUAUACUCAGCUUGGUUGCGGUUGCCUUCAGAAGUUGAUUCAACAACCAGAAAGAUGUUUGUUGAUGAGGUCCUAGAACUUGUUGAAUUGAACACAAUGAAGGCGGGAUUAGUCGGGUUGCCAGGCGUAAAUGGGCUCUCAACUGAACAGCGAAAGCGUCUGACAAUUGCAGUUGAGCUGGUGGCAAACCCCUCCAUAAUAUUCAUGGAUGAGCCUACUUCAGGUUUAGAUGCACGAGCUGCUGCAAUUGUGAUGAGAACAGUGAGGAAUACUGUGGACACAGGAAGAACAGUUGUUUGCACCAUUCAUCAGCCUAGCAUAGACAUUUUUGAAGCUUUUGAUGAGCUUUUCCUAAUGAAACGCGGAGGGCAAGAAAUAUAUGUGGGACCAGUUGGUCGUCAUUCUUGUGAACUAAUCAAGUACUUUGAGGGCAUCAAUGGAGUAAAUAAAAUAAAAGAUGGAUAUAAUCCAGCAACGUGGAUGUUGGAAGUUACUUCUUCUGCGCAAGAAAUGGUUCUAGGAGUUGAUUUCACCGAUGUCUACCAUAAUUCAGAUCUUUACAGGAGAAACAAGGCGCUCAUUCAAGAAAAUAGUUCACCUCGUCCAGGUGCAAAGGAUCUCUAUUUCCCCUCUCAAUACUCGCAAUCUUUCAUCACCCAAUGCAUGGCUUGCCUAUGGAAACAAAGAUGCUCAUACUGGCGAAACACAUCUUAUACUGCUGUUCGUUUCCUCUUUGCUACUGCUAUAGCAGUGAUGCUUGGCUCAAUGUUCUGGGAUCUUGGUUCCAAACUGCGAUCACGACAGGAUCUCUUCAAUGCUAUGGGUUCAAUGUAUGCCGCUUGCCUCUUCUUAGGGGUCCAAAAUGCUUCGUCAGUGCAGCCAGUGGUGGAUGUUGAACGAACGGUCUUUUAUAGAGAAAGAGCAGCAGGAAUGUACUCGGCCUUGCCAUAUGCAUUUGCACAGGUAUUGGUAGAAAUACCAUAUGUUCUUGCACAAGCUGGAGUGUAUAGUAUUAUCGUUUAUGCAAUGAUCGGAUUCGAUUGGACAGUAGUGAAAUUCUUUUGGUAUGUAUUCUUCACGUUCUUCACCCUGCUAUACUUCACUCUUUUUGGAAUGAUGACUGUCGCGGUGACUCCCAAUGCCGACAUUGCUGCAAUCAUUGCUGCUGCAUUUUUUGCAUUAUGGAACGUCUUUUCAGGAUUUAUUAUCCCUCGGCCUAAAAUGCCGGUCUGGUGGAGAUGGUAUUCAUGGGUAUGUCCAGUUGCUUGGACCUUGUACGGAUUGAUAGCAUCACAGUUCGGAGAUAGAGACGACAAGACACUUUCUGAUGUAAAAGUAACUGUUAAAAAGUUUGUCGAGGACUAUUUUGGAUUUGAACACCACAACGUAUGGGUAGCUGGGGCUGCCGUAGCUGGCUUUACCGUUCUUUUUGCAUACACAUUUGCCUAUUCCAUUAAAUCAUUCAACUUCCAAAGGCGGUAACGAGCUUCAGAGAGCAGCAUUUCAUCCCCAGUCGACGAAUUAUCCUGUCAGACAUUAUUUAGGACUGUAUGGUAUCAUGAUUUUUCAUCUAGGAAGAAGAGGUUAUUUGUUUCCUUUAUAGAUCAUCAAAUAGUUUGGACUACAUAUUUAGCUAAUUAGCUUUUGUUUGCCUCUCUUUUUGUACAAAACUGAAAGAUGUACAAUAUUCCUGUUUUAAAGUUUCAUAUAUGUUGAGCUCUGUAAUUAUUGGAGUCAA
Molecule: messenger RNA, 4761 nt
Organism: Daucus carota subsp. sativus
Lineage: Eukaryota; Viridiplantae; Streptophyta; Magnoliopsida; Apiales; Apiaceae
Product: pleiotropic drug resistance protein 1
Exons: 24
Coding region: 189-4505 (1438 amino acids)
Cellular component (GO): membrane
Molecular function (GO): ATP hydrolysis activity; ATP binding; ABC-type transporter activity
Source: RefSeq, a predicted model, not a curated record